Papaver somniferum (opium poppy) is the source of this 2784-nucleotide messenger RNA. RefSeq lists its product as uncharacterized. The transcript has 6 exons. The record is from RefSeq and is a predicted model, not a curated record. NCBI's taxonomy places the organism in Eukaryota, Viridiplantae, Streptophyta, Magnoliopsida, Ranunculales, Papaveraceae. The coding region runs from base 1407 to 2546 and encodes 379 amino acids.
CGGAGUGCCGGAGGCCCGGAGUGGUAGACUAAACUGCCCUCUAACGCGUGUAUUAGCUCUAUGUUCCUUGAUGCCACGGAGUUCAUUUUGACGCCACCUGUGUCUCGCCCGUAACACCACUUGUAAUGAUUCAUUUAAGGUCAGGUCACUGAAGCAUAUACCACUGAAUGGACAGAUAUGAAAACACAGUUCAGAACCCACUAAACUCCUCCUUUGAACAAUAAGGACGAAGGCCUUCGUUGUGUAUAUUUGGAUAAGUGAUUCCCAUUUCUUUCGGUACUAGACUUCUAAACCAUCUUUCAGAAACUGCAAUUUCAGUUGGGAAAGUCGAUUUAUUGAUGGUGUUGUUGUUGUUACCUCCAAAAUCAGACUCCCAACUUAUGGAUAGAAGGAGAAGCCUUCGUAAAAAAGUAGCAGUUGAAGGUGCUAAUGACAUUGACAGCAGCUAUAUUCACCCUCCGGAGUUUAGGAAUAAGCAUAUGCAGAUACAUAAUUACUAAAGCUUACUGCUAUUAGCGGAAAUACGGAAACGGCUGUCUGUUGAUGAGCAAGCCAUAUUUAAGGGCACAGCAAUUGGCCAUCUACUUUCCGUGCCAGAAGAUUCCAAGUUCAGCGGCACAAUUGUUCGUUUCUUACUCUCAAGGGAGAUUCAAAUGGAUGAUAAAGAUGAAAUGCACUUUAAGGUUGGUGAAAAACUACUGCAUUUUGGUAAGAGAGAAUUUGCUUUGAUUACAGGGCUUAGUUUCAAGAAACCCGAGAAAGCUUUUGUGUAUUCCACAAAUCUGCCAACCCUGAUGAGGACCCAUUUCCCCAACCAAAAUCAUGUAAGUGCAUCAGAAGUGAAGGUUCUCCUCUUCAAAAAUAAUUCUACUUGCCCUUCUCUAGACAGGGUUAAAUUUGCAUUACUUUUGGUUGUGCACAACUUCCUAAUGAGCCGUCAAGAUAGAGAUCCCAUAAACAUCAAUUAUUGGCAUUUAGUUGGACUUGGAGGAAUUUAACAAAUACCCUUGGGGAGAAGUAACAUUUGAUAGUAUUACAAAAUGGAGAUUAAGAUCACAACAACUAUAUCAUGCCAACAAAGAGAACAGUGGUGCUGGUGGAAAACAUGCUUACAAGGUGGUCGGAAUUGGACAUGCCUUGCUGGUUUGGGCUCUUGAUAUCAUGCCUGGGCUGCUUAAUCUGUGCGGACGAAAGAUAGAAAGUAAUGUCUAGCAACCCCAUAUCCUUUGUGUAUUAUGCACGAAAUCUCCUGAAUACCCCCAUAUUAUUCGAGAAUUGGUGGUGAAUGAUGUAUGGCCUAAAAUAUUUUAAUUUUUUUUCACUCUUUUAUGUAUAUUCGGUACACCUGGAGACAGUGGUCGUUUGUUUCCUGUUAAUUCUUGCAGGUUCAGGUCCGGUCUGAUAUAAUGUGGCAAAAGGGUGAUCAAAAUCAGUUAAUAGUGCUUGGCUUAGAGGAAGGUACCUCCGAGUCAGGUUGUUUUAUCCAUGAGAAAGAAAGGAACGAAUACCUUGGGGGGGAAUUGUCUCGUAGGGACUCUUUCCAUGAGAGAGUGGACGGCAAUCAAGGCCAUGAAGUCCUAGACCCGGAUCCUCUCUUUCUGUCUAAAAAGAGAAAGAUAAGUACAGAAGAAUCUCGCCCUGGUGAUGGAAAGGGAAUUGGUAAUCAUGAAUCUGAACCUAUGACUAUACCUGGCACUCCUAUCCUCCGGACCCUGGAAUUCGUGAUAAAAGAGAAGGAGAAAGAUAUACCGCACACUAGUGUGAAGCACUCGCAUGGCAUAAAUGUACCCAAAAGGAAUAUGUCGUCUUGUUCUGGAGCAGAAACUACAGGAAUUGGAUCACUUGAAAUGGGUGAGCUUGCUGAGGAACCUGUGGAUGCUACAAUGGACGCAUCCUCUUCUAAGGGCCUGAUUACUGAUUCUACCUUGUUAAACAUUUUAACUUCCAUAGAUGUCUUUCCUUCGCCCCCAGGGUUUACAAGUUCUUCAGCUCAAGAGAGAGUGGAAGGAUUUGAAUUUGUGGAUAACUUCAAGAUCCCGGAAGAACAUGUAGUUUUGUAUAAGAAGAUCUAUGAAAAGCACGGGCAUAUGGCGACUAAAAAAGUCAUUAAGUUCAAUGAUGCUGUGUUACUCACAUGUGUUACCAGUUUAUUGAAGAUUAUCCCGGCAAUGGAAAAUGUGCGAGGUUCAGAAUUGAGUGAAGCCUUGCUGGAGAGAUGGGAAGGAUUCAUCAAAGAUGCGGAGGCCUUGGAAUUUAAUAUUAAGUGGCUUCGUGAAGGAUUAAAUCGACUUAUUAACUAUUGGAAGUCUUCAUUCUGGAUAGAUAAAGAAGUUGAAAGCCAUGAACUAGUAUUGGAUGCAAUGCAGAUCAAAUAUGUUAGCCUCUCGACAAGAGAAGACGAAAUUAAUGCUGAACUUUCAGAGGUAAAAAUUCAGAAAAGAGAAGCUGAAGCUAAGAUUUCAUCCCAGCGAAAAGCUAUUCAGGAAAAGCUGGCUCAGAGAAUCAAAUUACGGAAUGAAUCUAUUCUAGGGACCGUGCUUAGUUGAAUUUGUGUACUCGCUCAAUAGUUACGAUGCGGUGAAAGAAGCAGUUUUGUUGUAUUUACUCAACGGUUAUGUACAGUCUGUGUCUGUCUUGUAAAUGGGUGUAUGUCAGUAGCAAGCAAGUCUAUAGAUUUAUGGCGGAUGAACUUGUUAAGUCUGUAAGAUAGGUCACCCAAUGGUUUGGUUUGUUUCGAAACUCGUUUGUAAGUCUUUAAGUACAAGAACUUUUUUUUAAUUUGCA